Messenger RNA from Amphibalanus amphitrite, 3479 nucleotides. Its product is annotated as protein unc-79 homolog. The record is from RefSeq and is a predicted model, not a curated record. Gene Ontology annotation, molecular function: protein binding. The transcript has 16 exons. NCBI's taxonomy places the organism in Eukaryota, Metazoa, Arthropoda, Thecostraca, Balanomorpha, Balanidae. The annotation marks the transcript as partial.
GCGCCUCGCUGGACGUGCAGCCGUCGCCGGCCGAGUCGUGGCAGCCGCCGCGUGCUCAGAGUCUGGCCGUGCCUCGCGCCACCGACCAGCCGGCAGUCAACGGGACAGCGUCCGGCAACGAGCGUUCGCUACUAGAGCGGCUCUCACUGGUCUUCUCCAAACAGGAGAGCCACGCGCCCGGCUCGGCGGGACGUCUGAUGCUGCAGCUGGGAGCCGAGGGACGCCAGGGGCGUGACGUCACCGGCGAGACACUGGCCAAUCAGAGCAGCGCCAGCACCGAGGAUGACGCGGCCACGCCGGGCGACGAGCCGGCCGUCCACCGGGCUUACAUCAAACAGCCCAAGGCCAAGAAGUUGGGUCUGAGCCCCGUGGAGCAGGCGGCAGCCGACAGCCGCACGGCACGAUGGGCGCGCCGAGACAAGACGGGUGUGGCAGCUGAGGAGAAGCCGAUAACCAGCAUGAAACAGUGCAGUCUGCGCGUGGGUCACGACUGCGUCCUCGAGAGGUGCCCGGACUGCGGCCAGGUCCGUGAGGACUACACGGAGGAGGAGCUGGGACUGUGUGUGGUCGUACUGGCCACCUUCGUCCACCGGGAGCCGUCCCUGGCCGCCUGUCUGCUGCCCGAUAUGCUGAGAGCUGUGUCCGGUCUGGCGGCCCGUCAGCGCUACCCGUGGCAGUCAGAGUCCAGUUACAGUCUGCCCGGCUCAGUGAACAGCGUGUGCCGCCAGUUCCUGCGCUGUGUGCUGCACAGGCUGGCUGCACACAACAUGUUCUUCAAACUGUUCCAGACUGAUAUGGACGUGGACAGCACACACGCGUUUUUCCGGACGCUGGCUCAGGCUCUGGCCGACUUUGCGGAGCUGAACACGGCUGCCCCGCUACACCAUCUGCUCGAGUACCUGAACCGGCAGCGAACGGCGCCGUGUCUGGACGAGAUGCCGACCAUACUCUACAACAUGUCCGUGUACCUGGAGUGCGUGCCGCUGGAGGCCGGCGGCAACCUGUACGGCCCGCUGGUGUCGCAGCUGGACGCCCUGCUGCACCGGCUGCUGCCCUGCCUGGCUGCGCUGCCCGAGCUGGACUCUCUCCUGGCCAUCAUGUGCUCUGUCCUGAAAAUACCCAACGUCAACAUGUAUAAGACGAUUCUGGAGCCGUUCUCGAAGGUGGUCAGUCUGCUGGUGCAGACCCGUCCGAUCGACUACCGCCGACUUGUGGAGCUGUGCCACCUCUGCAACAGGGUCUUCAGCAGGGAGCGGGAGAAGCAGCAGCUCUCCCGCGUGGUUGUGUUCGAGCUCGUUCAGGCGCUCAAGUUCAAGUCCAACCCACCCGACACCAACCUGCUCCUGCUGGUGCACUUUGUCGUGCAGGACGCGGGCGGCACGAUGGCACCCAGUACCGUGAUGGACAUGGUGCCUGACCUGGGGACCGAUACCGCCGGGGCCACCGGCGCCGCCGAGUGUAUGCGACAACACCUCAACGACGCGCUGGACUUCCUGGCAGACGUGCACACACUCACCAAAAUCAAGAGUAACUGCACGGGCCCGCUGCGGGGUCUGAACGAGGACACGAUGGGCGGCGUGCUGAAGGCGGGCGUGGCCCAGUUCGUGGCACUGGAGAUCAGCCGCGGCAAUAGCCGAGAGAACCGGGCCAUCAGCCGCUACCUGCCCUGGCUCUACAACCCGCCAUCGCCCGUCCAGCAGGGUCCGAAGGAGUUUAUCGACUGCGUGUCUCACAUCCGACUGCUCUCCUGGCUGCUGCUGGGCGCCAUGACCCACGCCACCGUGCUGGGACCGCAGGCAACCGUGACGUGUCAGCCGGUGCCUCUGGACGCCAGCUGCCACAUCGCCGACCACAUCCAGGUGAUCCUGGCCGGGUUCGCCGAGCAGAGCAAGGCGUCCGUGCUGCACAUGAGCUCUCUGUUCCACGCGUUCAUCCUGUGCCAGCUGUGGACCAUGUAUCUGGAGGUGGUGGCCGCCGGACAGACGCCGCCGGCGCACGAGCAGCACGCCGCCGCGCUGGCCAUCCUGGCCGACUUCUGGUCCAAAGUGACGCCCGGCAUUCUGCAGCUGGUGUCGCACUCACGCGUGUUGGGUGAGAUGGUGAAUCUGCACUUCCUGAGCCUGAUGGAGGCGCUGGCCGAGUGUAACGCGUCCACGCUGGCCCGCCUGCUGCCAGUCUGGACACAGGUGUUCUACGCCUACAAUGAACAGCUGCCGGGCCACCUGAGUGUGCGCCUGCAGAGCUGCCAGUCGCAGCCGGCCGGUCACAGCUGUCUGCAGCAGAGUCCGGCCGCCCAUGGCAGCUGCCAGCUGCCCACCUGCGCCUCGCAGGCGGCGACGGCCGGCGCGGCCGGCGGCUGCCGGCAGGAGGGCGGCGCGCCCGCGCAGCCGACGGUCCACAGUAGCCACCAGCUGCUGCUCAGCUGGAUACAGCGGCUCCAGUUCAAAAUGGGGCAGAUCGAGCUGCAGUCGUCGGCGGCCGCCCAGUUCUACACCGUCUGAGCGGCCUUCGGGAGAGCUGGGAGAGCCGGAAUAUACAGAGGUGGUGUGGUCACGCGCUAUUGUAACACUUAGAAUGCCAUGGGAAACCGCUGUAACGUGACUUUAACGCUGGAAGAGCGCCGUUAAAACGCAUUGGAUAAGCGCGCGAGAGCACCCUGAACACCGGGAGCUUCUGGACAUUAGUGUGACGAUUCUUUGCCGAGGUGUAACUGUUGUGUAGCCGUUUACUAAACCCGUGGUGCAUGACUCGGCCUGGCACGUCUGAAGAAAUUUCACGGGGUAUUAGUGGUUGAUUCAACUUGCCGCCAAAAUCGGUACGCAAGUACGCAAGACAUGGACCGGACUGCUGCAGACGACAUCCCCGUGAGUUAACGUUCUCAAGAUAUUCCCCAUGUCAGUGUUAGCAAUGUCAUGUUUCAUCUCCCCUCUUCCAUCGCUUCCCCAGUGAGACCAGAUGUUGUCCUUGUUAGUUUUUACCGACGUGCUGCCAAAAUGAGUGGUUUCGCCUGACCCAAACCUGAGCUUAUAGUUGCCAAAUUGCCGCCAAUUACCGCUCGGGAGGUCUCUAGGGCUCGCUGUGACCGGGCCGCGCGGCGCCGAGAAUGCCUAAAUCGUAGUGUCAGCGGUGGCCGGCCUGAGCUGCAGACCCUUCUCUCUGUUUAUUACAUGUCGCCGGGGAGACUGCGGCAGCGCUGUGGUGUGCUAGCUAGGUAGGGACUAAGCCCGUCAUGGCCACGAUCCUCGCGGCCCGGCGCGGUUGUUGGCUUGGUGUUGUUGGCUGUUGUCUGUUGUCAGUUCUUGUCACCGGUGUCGCAAAGGCUAUAGAAUGUGAUGUGCUCUAGUAAGUUGCCUGUGUUGUAUUUUUGUGGCUUUGAAAUGCUAGUCAUGUCGUUUGACGUUAGAUGAUCAGCGUUGUUACAUCACGAGAAACUAUGACAGCCAGUGUAGUAAGAAUAAACAGCGACCUGCCACCUCUGC